AUGAACAGUAAGUCAAAUGUAGAUUUUGUUAAUGUUGAUUCUAUUGAAAUAUUUCGUGAAAGUGACUCUGAAUCUACUGAAUUGAUUUUUGAAAGUAGUAGCACUGAAAUUUAUAGUGAUAGUGACAUUGAAGAAUCUAGUUCUAGUCAAUCUGCUAAUACUAGUAGUACUGAUAUUUAUAAUGAAAGUGACAGAGACUAUGUCGGUAGUGAUGUAAAUUCCGUAUCUAGUCAAUCAAGUGCAAGUAGUGAUCAUUCUAGUCAAAACACUAGUAUAAACUCUGUUGAAAAUUCAAUUUCAAUUGAAAAUCAGAAUGGCUUGAAAUGUCUUUACACAAAUGCAGACUCUAUAUCAAAUAAAUGGUCAGAACUUGAAGCAUUAGUAUAUUUACAUCAACCUGAUAUUGUAGGAUUGACAGAAGCUUUUAAAAAGAAUCUAGAGAAUCCGAACCUUUCAAGUUAUGUUUUACAAGGAUAUCAUGUAUUCUGUAAUCCAAAAUUUCAAAAUGUUGCAAGUAGAGGAACUUUGUUGUUUGUGAGAGACUACUUAGAAGUAACUGAAUAUAAAAAACUGAACGAGAAUUCUGCUAAAGAGGCUAUUUGGUGUGAAAUUAAAAUUAACAAUUUAGAGAAGCUUCUCGUAGGAUUAGUGUAUAGAUCUCCUAACUCGAGUGCGGAAAAUAAUGUAGCUAUAAAUGAAAUGAUUAGUGCAUUGAAUAAUGAAACACAAUCGAGAGUAGUUGUUAUGGGUGAUUUCAACUAUCGUGAUAUAGACUGGAAGCAUUGGAUUUCAAGUGCGCCUGAAAAUCAUGUAAGUCAUGAAUUUAUAGAAGCUGUACGUGAUAGUUAUCUUCAUCAAAACAUAGAAUUUUAUACAAGAUACAGAAACGGCCAAAGACCAAGUACUUUAGAUCUUGUUUUCUCAUCAGAAGAACUUUUAGUGAACAAUAUUGAACACUUCAGUCCCCUGGGUAAAAGUGACCAUAUAGUGAUUACCUUUGGUAUUGACUGUAAUUCCAGCAAUGAGGCAUACAUGAAAGAGUCAUUUACUUAUGAUCGAGGAAACUAUGAUGAAAUGAAAACUGACUUGAGUAAUGUUGAUUGGAUAAGUGAAUUUCAAGGUAAAGAAGUGAAUGAAAAUUGGAUAUUUUUCAAAGAUAAAAUAACAGAAUCAAUGAAAAAACAUAUUCCUGUUAAGAAAAUCAAAUCAUCAAAUAGGGGUUAUAAACCAAUUUGGAUGACUAGAGAAGCUCUUAAAGCGGUGAAAAAGAAACAUAGGGCAUGGAACAAAUAUAGACAAACAAAUGAACAUGUUCACUUUCAAUAUUUUUGUCGUCAACGUAAUAUAGCUACCCGUGAAUGUCGUAAAGCCAGAAAUAACUUUGAAACAAAAAUUGCAGAGGAUACAAAUCCGAAAGCAUUUUACAAAUAUGUGAAUUCUCGCAAAAAAGUCCAAAAUGGAAUAGCAGACUUAAAGAGAGACGAUGGUUCGAUUACGGAAAAUGACUUGGAAAAAACUGAAGAACUAAAUAGGUUUUUCAAGUCUGUAUUUACUAUUGAAGAUUUGAACAAUAUUCCAUAUAUAAAUGAUAGAAGUUCUGGUAAAAGUAUCUUGGAAGUACAGUUCAAUGAGCAAAUUACCAUGAAAUUACUUGAAAAUCUUAACGUAACUAAAUCAUGUGGACCUGAUUUCUUACACCCUAGAGUCCUGAAAGAAGUUAAGAAUGCAAUAUGUUUACCAUUGACUCUUUUAUUUCAUCAAUCUUUUGAAGAAGAAGAAACACCGAUUGACUGGAAAACGGCAAAUGUGAAAGCGUUGUUUAAGAAAGGGAGAGAAACCAGGCAGGAAACUAUCGACCAGUAA
Molecule: messenger RNA, 1863 nt
Organism: Ruditapes philippinarum (Manila clam)
Lineage: Eukaryota; Metazoa; Mollusca; Bivalvia; Venerida; Veneridae
Exons: 1
Coding region: 1-1863 (620 amino acids)
Molecular function (GO): catalytic activity
Source: RefSeq, a predicted model, not a curated record